AUGCGUCCCGACAAGUCUCGUGAUCCGGUUGCUGGGCCUGACGCAGGCCCAGAGAGCCCGUAUCCAAUCCGAUUAUCAGGGCCCGUCAUCAAGGGCUUCGGCCGAGGCAGCAAGGAGCUCGGAAUUCCCACUGCGAAUAUCCCGGCCGAUAACCUGUCCGAGGAGCACCCUGAGCUGAGCACCGGAGUAUACUAUGGUGUCGUAGCGCUUGACCCUCGGGGCCCGUCGCAGGAGAAGGCGAAUGGUGUGAAUUCUGGCGCUGAGAAGUCGGCGCCUGCGACCAUCUUGCCAGCCGUGUUAAGCAUCGGAUACAAUCCGUUCUACAAGAACACGGUGCGAUCGGUGGAAAUUCAUAUCCUGUCUCAAUUGACAGAACCGUCGCCGACAGCUGUCCCUCAGCCGAAGUUCCACCGCAUGCCCGACUUUUAUGGCACACAGCUCAAUCUUUUGAUUCUGGGAUACAUCCGCCCUGAGUACGACUAUGUCUCACUCGAAGCUUUAAUCGAGGAUAUUCGGGUGGACUGCGAGGUUGCGCGACAAAGCCUACUUCGCGAUGCUUAUCGGCGAUAUCUCGUGGACGACGGCAAGUCGUCGGCUCCAGUCAGUGCAGAUCGAAAAUGGUUGGAGACUUUUGAUGGCGCGGGCGUAAAGAUUUGA
Messenger RNA from Penicillium oxalicum, 657 nucleotides. It is a transcript of the gene fmn1, whose product is annotated as riboflavin kinase. Lineage: Eukaryota; Fungi; Ascomycota; Eurotiomycetes; Eurotiales; Aspergillaceae. Gene Ontology annotation, molecular function: riboflavin kinase activity. Gene Ontology annotation, biological process: riboflavin biosynthetic process; FMN biosynthetic process. The coding region runs from base 1 to 657 and encodes 218 amino acids. The transcript is spliced from 3 exons. Gene Ontology annotation, cellular component: mitochondrion. The record is from RefSeq and is a predicted model, not a curated record.